Molecule: messenger RNA, 1336 nt
Organism: Rubroshorea leprosula
Lineage: Eukaryota; Viridiplantae; Streptophyta; Magnoliopsida; Malvales; Dipterocarpaceae
Source: the annotation of a GenBank genome assembly
GGAAUGGAUAUCUGCACUUUCUUCUACAGGCAACACAGUAAUCAUUUUUGAAAAUUGUAAUUUCACGUGCAAUGGAGGAGAAGAACUAUAAAGUUUUUGUUGCUGCUAUUGCUUUAGUUCUGUCCAUUUUGAGGGUCCAGAGUGUGGAGGAGGUGAAGAAACUGCCAUCCUGCAAUUUCAAAGCAAUAUACAACUUCGGGGAUUCAAACUCAGACACUGGUAGUGGCUUUGCAGCAUUUUAUCCUGCAGGGCCUCCUUGUGGGGAGACUUACUUCCACAGGCCAUCAGGGAGAGGUUCUGACGGGCGUCUCAUAAUAGAUUUCAUUGCUGAACAUCUUGGAUUGCCGUACCUGAGUGGUUACUUGGAUUCCAUUGGGACAAACUUCCGGCAUGGUGCUAAUUUUGCCACCGGGGGAGCAACCAUUAGGCCACAGAAUGAAGCCUAUUCUUCUACUGGAGUAAGUCCAUUUUCCCUUGAUAUCCAGGUUGUGCAGUUUGAUCAAUUCAAGGCACGAAGCAGCUACUUCUACAAUCAAGCAGCAAAGUGGAGGAGAAAUCUUCCUAGACCAGAGGACUUCUCCAGUGCUCUCUAUGUGUUUGAUAUUGGCAUGAAUGACAUUGCAGCUGGUUUUAGGAAGAUGAAUGACACAGAGCGGCGUGAAUCGAUCCCUGACAUAGUUGACCAGCUAGCUAAAGCAGUUCAGCAUCUCUAUGAAGGAGGAGCCAGAACAUUUUGGAUACACAAUACAGGUCCAUAUGGGUGCUUGGCUAUAACCCUUCGCUAUCAUCUUGAUCCCAGCGAAGUCGACAAGCAGGGCUGUGUCAAAGUUCAGAAUGACAUGGCUAUAGAGUUCAACAGGCAGCUCAAGAAAAAAGUGAUCAAACUGAGGACAGAACUGGCAAAUGCUUCAGUAACAUAUGUGGAUAUUUAUUCUGCAAAGUAUCAAAUGAUUGGAAAUGCAAAACAAGAAGGAUUUGUUGAUGCAAAAGGAAUUUGCUGUGGGUUUCAUGAGGAUGACAUCCAUGUGUAUUGUGGGCACAAAGAGAACCUAAAUGGAACUGAGAUAUAUGCCGGUUCUUGUAAAGAUCCUUCAAAGUAUAUUAGCUGGGAUGGAGUGCACUAUUCUGAGGCUGCCAACCAUUGGGUUGCUACUAGGAUACUCAAUGGUUCAUUCAACGAUCCACCUCUCCCAAUCACACACGCAUGUCGUGCCUCGUUUUGACUCUCGAGGGAAACUUCUUUACUUGUUUGAUAAUGACACAUAACAAGUGAAAUAAUGGUGUAAAUGCUUAAGCAAGGUUACCCCAAUUGUUAUAAUCAAUAAAUCUUCUUUUU